This is a messenger RNA of Poeciliopsis prolifica (blackstripe livebearer), 1478 nucleotides long. RefSeq names its product insulin-like growth factor 3 (gene igf3). Lineage: Eukaryota; Metazoa; Chordata; Actinopteri; Cyprinodontiformes; Poeciliidae. The transcript has 3 exons. Gene Ontology annotation, molecular function: hormone activity. The record is from RefSeq and is a predicted model, not a curated record. Gene Ontology annotation, cellular component: extracellular region. Bases 242 to 826 code for a protein of 194 amino acids.
AGGAAUAUGCAACUGGGCAGAUUAAUUAAAAAAAAUGUACGUCGGUUUGAGCAAACGUCUUUUUUCAAAAACUAGUAAAGGCAGAAAUCUUAUGUGAAAUGAGUAAAGCUGUGCAGAUACCAGCAUGGAUGUGAAUCUUCACUGGGAGCAGCUGCUCUGCGAUCCGGAGCACAUUUAGAAAGCGGCAGUGUGUCACUGAAGGAGCUGUGCAGUCCAGCAGCAGCUUCACGCCCGGGGCUUUAUGUUCUGCUAUCACAGUGAUGGAGCGCUGACCUUUAAGGUUCCCCUGUGCUUCCAGGUGUUGUGUGUUCGGAUCUGCGUGUUCUACUGCAGCAUGUGUCUGGCGGGAUGGCCCCUGUUCUCGGAGGGGGCCCGGCUGCGCUGCGGCUCCGAGCUCCUCAGUGACCUCCUGUUCGUCUGUGGGGAGCGGGGAAUCUACUUAGGUAAAGGCUCCUGGUCGGGGUACGGCCCUCGUCCCCGGGGGAAGGGAAUAGUGGACCAGUGUUGUAAAUCCUCUGGCUGUGAACUUUACCACCUGGAGAUGUAUUGUGCCAAGCCAAAAGCCAAGCAGCUGACCACAAGAUCCCCAACCACAACUUCAACCACAGCAACACACACAACCACUGCAGUGCUAGACAUGUUUGAAGAUGUGUUUCGGAAGAGGCUUUUGGAGAACCUGGGAGCUCCCAACAGCCCUCAGAGAGAGGCCUACAGAAAGAAAACUCCUUCCUCGCUUCCGUGGAAAAGCAAAAUAUCGUCACGCGUGAGAGCGAACAUGCAGAACUCGACCAGCUGGCCUCCCGCCACCUCGGGACGCUCCGUCUGAAGAUGAAAUCUGCUCGGCAGUUUCAACAUGAAAGAUUUUUGGCGACAGCUCGAACAAACUCUCGUGUGAAGUUGGUACCAGCGGAGUCGGAUAAGAACCCAGACAUGGAGGGCUGUGAAGAUCUUUGUAAGAUCUGGAACAAGCAGACUGCUGAGCUGCUUCCAGACCAGCUGUCACUUCCUCCUUGACUCCCCCCCCAUCCGGUAACACCACGAUGAGCCUCUGCUGGCCGUCUGCUCUGGUUUCCUCCUCAUCUUCCCAUACAGGAUGUCCAGGUCCAUGCUCUGGUCCGACUGGGAGCUUAGUGUGUGUGAAGCCUGAAGCUGCUCCUGCCAGCCUUGCUUUGGUUUCCAUGUCCUCAUGUCUAACCUGCUGUUUGCUCUGUAAGUUUGCACAUGUUGAGUUACAGGCCAAGACCUGUCUAAGCCACUUUAGUUCACAUUUUUUGGUCAGCUCCGUUAGGCUUAUAGCUUUGCUGUUUGCGACAAACCGUAGAUGCCUAGCGCUGUAGGCCUUUAUGUGUGUUUUAGCACUUUUACUCCUAUGCAAAGAGAGGUUUUUAUACUGACUUGUUUUCGUAAACCGUUUUUUUUUUUUUUUUUUUGUAAUAAUUUGUUGCACUCACUUAUUUAUUUCACCACGACGAGAACAA